AUGUACUGCUGCGGCGGCGUCGCCCGGCGCCCCACCGGACCUCCGCUGAUCGCCGGAAUCUCUAGGGGAUGGUCUCGAUGCUCAAGCUCCACUCAUGGAUGCAAUGUCGAGGUGAGAAUUCUUUCCUCUAUUUCCUCUCCGUCGACCACAGAGGAAUGCAGCGGCCGCCGCAUUUACUUCUCCCAACCUGGGAAGGAUGCUCCGGCGAGUGGUUUGGUUUUCCAGAAGCCUUGGAUGAGUGCGGCAAGGUGUUUCUCCGGUGACUCUGGUCCGAAGGUGCUUGGAACUUCGGCCGCUAAAACCCUAGUAAAGGGGGAGGUUUUGGGGAACUUCAGGGUUUUCUCCCAUGGAGCUCGAUCGAAGCAACUGGGAAAUGCGUGUUUCUCGAGGCUUCGACAUCUAUCUACGGGAACGCAUCAGAAAUCUGCUGGCGACCGUCCGCGGUUUGCGGCCUGCGCUGACAGAGGAUUUAGAAGAUCUAAGAAAGUGGCAGGAGAGAGGAAUGUCAGCAGCUCAUGGGAGGCUUCGGCCGACAGCUAUUUCUCGAGAGCCAGUGAGACGCCUGCGGCAGACGCCUGGAGGAAUCGAGAUGGGAAGAUAAAUGUACGAGAUUCCAGAAGAAGAAGCCCGAUGGAGGAGCGAAGAUCUGAAAGGGAAUCGCCACAAGAGGAAGAAUCAGAACCAAUUGAUGAUCCGAGAUGGAAAGACAUUAGGGCCAAAUACGACAGGAUCAUUGACAGAGAGUCCCGCUAUGAAAGACCAGAGGUAGCUCGAUGGAAUCGGCAGGAGAGCUGGGGCAGAAACGCAUGGAAGCAGGCGACCGAGUCAUCAGUUCCUAAGAUGGUGGGUGAGUCUGUCUAUGGAGUUAGCCCCGUGUUGGCUGCAUUAACUGCAGGAAGGAGGGAGUUCUACACUCUGUAUGUCCGGGAUGGACUGGAUCUGAGUGGGAACAACAAGAAGAAGAAAGAUAAGAAAGGAAUUGAGAAGAUCCUGAAGAUGGCCGACGAGAUCGGUUUAACAAUCAAAGAAGCCUCGAAGCACGAUCUGAACAUGGUCGUCGACAACCGCCCUCACCAGGGCCUCAUACUCGAUGCUUCUCCAUUGGAAAUGGUGGGCAUAAGGGAGCUGGUUCCUGUGUCGAUGAAUGAAGGAGAGAGGGCCCCUCUGUGGAUCGCCCUGGACGAGGUCAUGGACCCACAGAAUUUAGGGGCGAUUAUCCGGUCUGCUUACUUCUUUGGUGUGGAAGGGGUGGUCCUCUGCGCAAAGAACUCGGCUCCCCUGAGUGGAGUAGUCAGCAAGGCCAGUGCAGGUUCUCUGGAGAUGAUCGAGCUGAGGUCCUGCAAGAACAUGAUGCAGUUCCUGGCCUCGUCGGUCGAGAACGGGUGGCGGGUUCUUGGUGGCUCGGUCUCUCCCAACGCUCUCCCACUGGGCGAGGUUAAGCCAGGAGCCCCAACUGUUCUUGUUCUUGGCAGCGAGGGCACUGGCUUGAGGCCUCUGGUUGAGAGGUCCUGUACUGAUCUUGUGAGGAUACCUGGUAAUGCUCCUGUGGAUGGAGAUGAAGAAGAAGAAGAAGAUGGGGAAUUCCCCAGUCGAGAGUUCAAGCCGUUUCUGGCUGUCGAGAGCUUGAAUGUGAGCGUAGCAGCGGGUGUUCUUCUCUAUCAUUUGGCCGGGAAUGCUGGUGGUCUGAAAGAGUCAGAAAGCUGA
Spirodela intermedia is the source of this 1704-nucleotide messenger RNA. The record is from the annotation of a GenBank genome assembly. Lineage: Eukaryota; Viridiplantae; Streptophyta; Magnoliopsida; Alismatales; Araceae.